Molecule: messenger RNA, 5593 nt
Organism: Lymnaea stagnalis (great pond snail)
Lineage: Eukaryota; Metazoa; Mollusca; Gastropoda; Lymnaeidae
Source: the annotation of a GenBank genome assembly
AAUUAUUCGUUCAAUUACGUUAUGAAGGUUUUCUAAAUGAAGCAAAUCAAAUGGAUGAUUUGUUACGUGCCGUUGUUUCAAAAGUUCCUGGCCUGCGUGUGUCACCCACCAAAUGUAUUCACGACUCUCACAAUGGAAAAUGUUACUUUGGUGCCGUUAACCUGGAACUGGACGGAGCCCAACGCAGUAUCGUGCGCCCGAAACUGUCUGCUCACUUACAGAUCGUGUUACAGUUUUAUAUACAGCAAACUGACGAGGAGGUGCAUCUCAGGUAAGCGCCACACUUAUUAAAAUAGUAUUGAAUAAGAUAAAGAUUAUGAAAGGUGGCAUAUUAAUAAAUGUACAUGCAUUCAUUUAUUUAGAGAUCAUUGGAACAUUUUGUUAUUUCAAAUUCUUUAUGCAUUUUAAAUCUAGUAUUUUUAUGAUUAUUUUUUUUUAUAUAACGACUACAUGACUUAAAGUUUCAGUAUUUACUAAGAAUGCUCUAGAUAAACAACACAUAUACCUUUAAAAUAAUUAUGACACCGAUCAGGAGUGACUGGAUUUUCAGAAAUCAUGCAGGAAUAUUGCUAAAGAUGGCUCUUUUUAACAGAAGAAAAUCUGCGGACCAUCCAACACUGAUAUGGUCUUCGUGGGAAAAAACUUAACAGAACAAUAAAGUCCAAUUUUAGAAUAAGAUCUCAGACACCUAAAAAAAUUCAUUUUGAAGAAGUGACACGAGUCGUCCAAUUUGGACUAACAGAACGAAUAUAUUAAGGAAAACCACCUAUCACCAGCCAUUACGUUACAAAUCACUUUUUAAUUUUAUUUGCAGACCAUAAUUAACGAGAUAGGCAUAGUUCAGAUUUAUAAAAAAAUCACAUUUAAAUAUCAGAUUUAUCAGCAUAUCAUGUGUAAAUCAGAUAUAUCAGUACGCUAUCUACAAACUGAUUGUGUGUCCUUCGAAUCGAGGAGGACCACUUUAAGCCUCCGCCUGGUACUGGGUUCAUUCUGUAUGUAAUACAAUAGGCUGAUGAGACCGAUUCUAGGAAAGAAAUUUUCUUGUGAGGUAGGUGCCAUGGAAUGGAUGGGACAUCUCCAGGGGAGGUAAUGAAUCGGGCUGCUCUGGAUUUUAUGUUGCGCUCUUUAUUGAAUUUAGACUUUGUGUAAGGAGUAGUGCCCUGAAGCUCGCUUCUUUGCUGAUUUUCCCCAAAGUGCCCGGGAUUAUUCACUACACUUUAAAAAAAAUAUAUAUUUUCAAUGUGUCUAGGCAACUUUUCUUAAACUAAACAGAUUUGGAGUUCUGUAACUAGCCACCACUACAUCGUAAGCAUUCAAAGAUCUAAACGUCUAAACAUGUCUAUGUUGCAAGGGGGGAAAAAUGGUUUCGGGGGACAAGAAAUGUAAAGAUUUCAAUUCAAUUUUCUUUUACAGGUUCAUGGCUUAUACCAAGCCACCAAUCACGUGAUAUUCACAGCGGAGACUUAUACACCAAAGGAGCGUUUUGCGGCAAAAACUUUACAGUUAAAACAGAAAAUGGCUUUGCUGCUUGUCUGCGGGUUUUCAAAAAUAAAGUAAACUACACUUCGGCUAGAUCUCACUGCAAAGGUAAGGCUAUUGUGUGUGUUAGCUUAUCCGGGAAUGAUUUCCCUAUUAAGUUUCAGAUCUCAAAACAAUACAAUGUAUACAAUCAAAUAAAAAAAAGUACUUUUAUGUUUCUGUCGAUAGUUACAGACCAGGAAUAGUAACAAGAGUACAUGAAAAUUUUAGAUGAAGGCGCAUUAGGACUGAUGUAAUAAAAAUCGGAGUAAAUGAAAACAUUUUGAUAAGCAUCAUGUUUGUAGUUAAUCAGUCAUAUAAUGCUACUAAACAGUUCAGGAUAAAGUCAAACUUUUGGAUAAAGUCAUGUUUGAACUUAAUCCGUCAUAUGUGAUUACAUUUUCAUAGAAUGUUACUUUGUCAUAGAAUAUUACCUUGUCAUUGAAUGUAGAGUAUGUCAUAUAAUGCCUAUCUAGAAAUUAGGGGUGCUCAAACUGUUUUCUGACUAACUACAAUGUCUUCUCAGUUUACGGUGACCCUUGCCUCUCUUAUCCUCUUUUUAGAUUUUCGAAACUAUUCUGAGUUACUUGUAUCUUGUAUUUGGUAUUUAAUGAUCCAUUAGUUUAGCGUAGGGAAAUUCCAUUAGAUUAAGGACAGGUUGGAAUGAAGAGUGAUACGUUUUGGAUUAUAGGAUGGUGUCUGGGAAGAUGGUGUGCAAAGUAAAUGAAAUGGACCCUUGCUUUCACUGAACGUUAGAGGCCAUCGAUAGAAGUAUGUGUGUUUGGAGGUUCAAGAGAGCUGAUGGAUUUCGGGAAGGGAUGUAAACACCGCAACCGUAAACAUUUUUAGUUUUAUCUUCGUUACUCAUAGUGGGCACCAAACAAUCUGAUAUGAAUUUUUGUUUCACAAGAUAUCGGGGCUGAACUCUACACAAUGAAAUCAUUCGAAAAAAAAUCUAUUCUUCACAACGAGGUCAUUGCUAUCAAUGAGAGCGUUUGGAUCGGUCUGGAUGAUUUGAAGACCGAGGGACGAUUUGAAUGGGCUGACGAUGGAACCCCUCUUGAUGCCGACAUGAAAAUUAAGAUGUUCACAAAAGGUAAAACUUUACAUCAAAAUAUAUUAAAUGUAAAAGUAAGGUCACAGGUAGCUAUAACAUUUUAAGGAAUUAGUGAUCUUUUCAUUAUUCUCGUCACUGAAACGUCAUCCAUUUAAAGUUAUUUUGUUAAAACGCCAUUAUAACUAUUUGAUAUUUAAAGUCAUAAAAGUUAUUUUUCUCCUAAAUUUCAUGCAGUGCGUUUUCCAAAUUCAAAUAAUGAUAAUAAAUGUGCCUUAUGUUUUAAUUAUUUACUAAUUUGUACUCCGCUUUGCCUGGGGUUACUUUUAAAUCGAGUCUAACAUAACAGCCCGGUCCACAAGGUGUCCUAUAUUUUAUUGCUGGAAGGGAGACUUAUGAAAUAAUUUUUUUGGAUACAUUUUCAAAGUUACUUGAUAAUAAAAGCUAUUCGAUGAAAGGUCUAUUCCAUAUAGUGCAACGGUUAUCAUUUGAAGGGGGAAAUGAUAAACUUUAAUGGUUGUGUCAUGCUAAUCUUUUACCAAAUCUGGGGGGUAUCACCUUUUUGGAUUAUUCAUCAUUGGACCCAGCCGCAAAAUGAAGUGGCACACGCCUGUUAUCAAGUUAUCUUGUUCUAAAAUUGCUUUCAGAACGCUUGAACGCACUACUUCACAAAUUAUUCUUUAUCUUUCGAAGAAGUGCCAUAUCUAAAUCCUGUAAAUAAUAAAUCAAGGGAAUAUUUAAAAUGUUGAAAUCGGUUUAGGGGCUCCAUAGUUUAAAGUUGUAUUUCUACACCUUUGCCAUUUGUCCACAAAUUGCCAUUUAUUUUUUCACUUCAUCAAAAUCCUUUAUUCCUGAUUAACUAUUUGGAUUGUAAAUCAUUUGAGUGGUCCCGGUUUGGAUCAAGUCCAAAAGAUGUCAUUUAAAUUAUCACGUGAAUGCUGCACCUUUGCAGUUUCUUCUUAUCCACAUUGAAGUAAUCUUUAAAGGAUUAAAUUGUUAAAUUAUAUUCCAAAGCUGUAAAUCAAAAAAUGAGUUGCCGCUAUGAAAACGGAUUAAAUAAAUAUUCAAGGAAAUUUUAUGUUGUUGAAAGUUUGAGAUCACCUGUAAAAAGGCCGGGACAAUACGUGAACAAAGUUAUCUUGUAAUGGGGGCCCCUUUAUAAUUCUUUACAUAAAUAACAUAUGUAACAUUUUAAGCUGUAAUUUGGUUGGUGGGCUUCAGUGUUAAAGGUUAUAAGAAUGAUGUGGUGUCCGUAGGUUUUAAGUAUUACAUUACUGUUAAUAAAAGAACGAAGAGAAUAAGACGGUUGAAUAAGAUACUGUAUAUGGCUGACUGAGAUACUGCUUAUGGAUGAAUGAGAUACUACUUAUGGCUGACUGAGAUACUGCUUAUGGCAGACUGAGAUACUGCUUAUGGCUGACUGAGAUACUACUUAUGGCUGUCUGAGAUACUGCUUAUGGCUGACUGAGAUACUGCUUAUGGCUGACAGAGACACUGCUUAUGGCUGAAUGAGAUACUGCUUAUGGCUUACUGAGGUUAAAACAGAUGAAAGUUAAAAAUGUGUAAACUAUUUUCUGACUGAAAAGAAUCUUGGACAUUGAAAUUUCAAAAUUAUUUUCAAUGUUGGGAUAAAACAUCGCUCUGUGAAUCUGCUUAAAAUAAAAUAUCGUAUUUAUUCAUUUAGUCUUAUUUAGUAUUAGUGUUUUAUAGUUGAUGUAAAGUGUGGCAAUUUUUACUUUUUCAUUUGCCAAAACUUUGGCUGUUUUGGAAAAAAAUAGUUGCCCAAACCAGUUAACGGAUGACUAGCUCAAUAAUGAUACUAUUUGCAACGUUAAGACAUCAUAGUAAAUUAGCUCUCAAAAUAAGGCUCGAUUAUAAUGAGCUAAACUAACUUGCCCACAAGAAAAAACGUAAAUUUUUGCGCAGCAAUGAUCGUUCAAUGUAAGAUUUUAUGAUCGACUUUGUCACAAGGCAAAAUCAUGGAAUCUAAUUUUAUUAGUAUAGCUUAUUAAAAAAAAAAAACAACAUCACAAAUUGUUUCCAACGUGCUCCAACUUGAAGUCGGAAAAAUAAAUUGACCUAACAUAUUCUUCUCCUAUCAUUAUAGAGAUCGUCAUUGCAAAAUUUCAGCAGUCUAGGUCCACCAGUUUUUAAUCUAUAACCAUAAAAAAAGCAGGCAUCACUCAAAUCCACAAACACUAAUCCAAAAAUUACCUUUUUAUAUAUCUACAUAUAUAUAUAUAUAUCAUCAUCAUCACGUCCCUUAGUCUUUGGACCGUUAGGUCGCCACAGAUGAAUUGUGAACCAUCCUGCUCCAUUCGUUUCUGUCUUCUGCACUUCGCACUGCAUCGCCUAGUUUUAGUCCCGUCCACUCUUUGGACGUUAUCUUCCCAUCUUUUUCUCUGUCUUCCUCUUCUUCUCCCUCCUCUUGUUGUGGCCUGACAUAUAUACAUACAUAUAUAUAUAUAUAUAUAUAUAUAUAUAUAUAUAUAUAUAUAUAUAUAUAUAUAUAUAUAUAUAUUUUUUUUUUUUUUUUAUAUCAAANGUGGUGUGUGGAGUACACACGUGUGCUCUUCCUAUAUUUAUAUAUAUAUAUAUAUAUAUAUAUAUAUAUAUAUAUAUAUAUAUAUAUAUAUAUAUAUAUAUAUAUAUAUAUAUCGCUAUAUUGUAUUAUUUUAAAUACGCUAUUGACGUUUAGCGUCAAAAUUUGUCUUUUCAGGUGAGCCUAACAAUUACGAUGAUGAAGACUGCGUGUCGUAUACCCCCAGUGCAGGCUUGGAUGACAGAAGCUGUAGCUUCAAAAAGCCCUAUGUUUGUGAGCUGAAACCCAUUUCUCUUGUUUAACAGAGCUUGGUACAAGAGUUCUAAAGACAAUUGCUCGGAUGUUGGUCUUGUUUUCUCGCCGUUGCUGUAUUUUUCUUUACUCGCCAUACGUUUGAACUAAUAAAAACUUAAUAAAUUUAUGAUUUAACAAAUGUGAACUCUAGUUAGUCACUAGUUCGUAAAUUUUUUAACAGGAAC